Molecule: messenger RNA, 1521 nt
Organism: Elaeis guineensis (African oil palm)
Lineage: Eukaryota; Viridiplantae; Streptophyta; Magnoliopsida; Arecales; Arecaceae
Source: RefSeq, a predicted model, not a curated record
UCUUGCCACCGGUGAUCUCAGUAGCCGGGGACUCAUUCUAGCCGCCGCCGUAAAUGAAGGCGCAGAAAGGCCACGGAGCCAAGCUCACGCGGACCCCUUCCUCGCUUCUUCGCUCCCCGACCCUCCGCUCCUCCGUCAACAUCCUCUCCACCGUCGACGAGGCUGCCGCCACCGACGUCGAUGACCCGGAUGAGAGGAAAUCCCACCACCGCAGCGGAGGCGGCCGCCCCCACCGGCCUCGUCUCCCACUACCUCCGGCCCUGCUCCCCCUCACCUUCUUCCUCUUCCUCUUCCUCGUCCUCCACCACCUACGCGACGACGCCCCCCUCCUCAGCAACCUCCUUCUUACCGCCGUUGUGGUCUCACUCGCCUGCAUCGCCGCCCGCCGGUCCCACUUCCUCACUUUCUGCCGCCGCGGGGUCCAGCGAGGCGAGUCGGUGCAGUGGUUCAUCGGCGACGGCGAGCGGGAGUCGAAGAAGAGAAAAAUGAAUGGGAAGAUGGUCACAGAAGGGGUGGAAUUCUACAGCAACGGGGAUUUCUAUGAGGGGGAGUUCCACAAGGGACGCUGCAACGGGAGCGGUGUCUAUAAAUUUUUCGACAAGGGGAGGUAUGAAGGGGAUUGGGUUGAUGGUAAGUAUGAUGGGUAUGGGAUGGAGAGCUGGGCGAGGGGUAGCCGAUACCGGGGGCAGUACCGGCAGGGCCUGCGGCAUGGCUUCGGGUUGUACAGGUUCUACUCCGGCGAUAGCUACGCCGGAGAGUGGGUCGGUGGGCAGAGCCAUGGUGUGGGAGUGCAGGCAUGCUCCGACGGGAGCUGCUAUGUAGGGGAAUUCAAGUGCGGGGUGAAGCAUGGCGUUGGCUGCUACCAAUUCAGGAAUGGUGAUCGGUACGCUGGAGAGUACUUUGGUGACAAGAUCCAUGGAUUUGGAGUCUAUAACUUCGCUAAUGGUCACUGCUAUGAGGGUUCAUGGCAUGAAGGGAAGAAACAGGGGUUUGGAAUAUAUACAUUCCGUAAUGGUGACACAAGAUCUGGAGGGUGGGGCUGUGGGAUUCUAAAGAGCCCUUUACCGCCAUCAGACCAGACCAUCCAGCAGGCCCUUCAGGCUGCUCGGAAGGCUGCAGAGGAUGCUAUUCUCGUUCCGCGGGUGGAUGAGCAAGUAAACAAGGCUGUAACUGCUGCUAAUAGAGCAGCGACUGCUGCCCGAGUUGCUGCGAUCAAAGCUGUGCAGAACCGGAUGGAUGGAAAGUUUUGUGACACCAAUCUUUAGGGUCAAGCUUUUGCUUAAAUUGUACAUAUAAAUACUUAAUAAUCGCCAGUCUCAGAAUUUGCUACCAGGUAUGGCAACUACUUGGCUGGGCUUGGGAGCGAGGGGUAAUUAAGCCGACAAUUUUGGAUAUCUGGGCUCUGGAAUGCAUACUGCGGUCCCCUCGUCGUGACCGUAACAUGUACAUAAUUCCUUGUAUGUGUAUGAUCUGAAUUGAGCUUUUUAAUGCAACUCGUGCGGUUACCCUCUGCUUUCUACA